Molecule: messenger RNA, 1425 nt
Organism: Bipolaris oryzae ATCC 44560
Lineage: Eukaryota; Fungi; Ascomycota; Dothideomycetes; Pleosporales; Pleosporaceae
Exons: 6
Coding region: 1-1425 (474 amino acids)
Source: RefSeq, a predicted model, not a curated record
AUGCGGAGUAAGGUCUCAUUCGAAGACCUUGAAUGUAUCGCGGAGAAGUUGCCUCUCAUCGGUUGCGGUCUUCUCGACCUUGAGUGCCAAUGCGACUCCAAAAACUCGACCGCAAUCCUGCAACCGUGCUUGCUGGAAAAAUGCACGUUUGACGAAACGUUUGAGAUCCUUCGAGCGCAAGCCGAUCUCUGUAAUCGACCACACAAUUCGCACACACGGCUUAUGAUGGCGACAGCAUAUGUAACGGGCAUGAUACCUGUCGUCGCUGUUGCUAUGCGCUUUGCUUCACGUUGGGUCGGCGGCAAUCAUUUCUGGUGGGACGAUUGGCUCCAUCUCGUGUCGGCUAUUUUGUGCAUUCCGCUCAUGGUUUUCUUGAUACUCAACGUUGAGGCGGGAGUCGGUAAGCAUCUUUGGGACUUGACAUAUCAACGUGUAUACGACGUUGGGCUGUGGACCUACAUCAUCACCAUCCUUUGGGCAGUGGAGAUGUUGCUACUCAAGUACAGCAUAUUAUGCUUGUAUCUCCGCAUCUUUCCGAACGUAUGGUUGAAACGCGCAGUCUUUGCCUUCAUGGCCUUUACAGCUUGCUUCACACUUCCCCUCAUCUUCACAGCGGCUAUCCGGUGCAAUCCGGUCCGUGCUCAGUGGGAUCUCGAAGCCGCAAAGACAGCAAAAUGCCUCGACUGGCUCAUCAUCCUGAAGUUAUCAGUAGUCUACGAGAUCAUUGCAGAGGUCGUCCUGUUCGCACUUCCCGUUCCGAUCGUGCUCAAGCUGCAAAUGGCGACAGCAAAGAAGAUCGAGCUCCUCAUGUUCUUUGGCGUUGGUCUGCUUCUCAUCGGUGUGGUAAGUGCACGCGUGCCCUUCUUGGGGGGCGUUGUGGAUCAAAGCGACCAGACCUACACCAUUGUCGCCUCAUCUAUGAGUACCUUUAUCGCUAGCGGCCUCGGCCACUUUUGUGCUGCAGUCCCCACAGUACAGGCGUUGAUACGAUUCGUCAUAAAUGGGUUCAAGAACAAGACUCAAGCAUCUGCAAGCUAUGGCCAGAGUGGUCGGUCAUACGAAUCAAGCAAGAAGAAGAGCUACAGGUCGUUGGAAGAUAAGAAGAGCGCCGGCUCAAGCUACUCAGGCGCCACGUUCAAAGUGUCGAAGCAACGAAGCAAGGACGGCGGCAAGGACCCAUACAGACUCUCCACACAGAACUUCACGAUGUUUGAGUGUGAUGACAACGACGUGGGUGCAGAUCGUUCUAUGGAGCUGCAACCAGCGGAGACCUUUAUCAAUAAGCACAACCCUGGCCAAGCGGGAGAAUCACUGAGCCAUGACGGUGGAGAUCAACCCAUCACCGUUGUGGUGUCGAGCUCUGUUCUUGAGGAUUCAGCGUCUGACAAAGCUAUACUCGACAGAGAGUACGUAAAGAGCACUUGA